This is a messenger RNA of Candida dubliniensis CD36, 1431 nucleotides long. Its product is annotated as protein kinase regulatory subunit. The coding region runs from base 1 to 1431 and encodes 476 amino acids. Lineage: Eukaryota; Fungi; Ascomycota; Pichiomycetes; Serinales; Debaryomycetaceae. Gene Ontology annotation, biological process: autophagosome assembly; autophagy of peroxisome; piecemeal microautophagy of the nucleus. Gene Ontology annotation, cellular component: Atg1/ULK1 kinase complex; phagophore assembly site. Gene Ontology annotation, molecular function: molecular adaptor activity; protein kinase activator activity. The transcript has a single exon. The record is from RefSeq and is a predicted model, not a curated record.
AUGACUAAUGAGCAAGGCUUAACAGCAGUAACCCAAGAGGAGGUUAUAAAAUGGAGUAGGGAAGCUCAAUCAACAUUAGAGAAAACGCAGAAAAUAUGCACGGAUGCCCAAUCCCUGAUGCAGAAGACAGCACAAGAAUUGACUAUUUUGAUACCAGACAAACUACAAGCAAUUGAAUUCUUAUUCAAAUCCUAUACAGAGCAAUAUGACAGUAUUUUGAAGCAAAUAGAAACCACCAAGAAAUACUUGUAUGCAAAUAUCGACAAAGUAUUCAAUGAUAUCAAAGAUCUUUUGGAUCCAUCUUUAGCCAGAUUGGACAAGAUAUUACUAGAAUUAAAGAAAACACAAGUACCUUCGAUUGUUGUUGAAGGAACUUCCGGAAACAAAACAUUAUUUGAUUUUACAUCUAUUCAAUCAAUCAAUCUACUCAAAAAGAAUAUUGGGAUCUUUAAGUCAAAUUGCGGUAAAAUUAAGAAUCUAAUAGAUGAUGAAGUUAAAGAAAAAUUAAAUAUUGAACAGGAUCGUAUGACUAGCAGAUGGAACAAAUUAGUUAAAAUGUAUGAUUUGAUUACCCCCUUACAAAUGGAACUAAGAGCAUUAACUCAUGGUGCCUCAAAUGAAUCAAAUUCAUUUAUGGGAACAAUACUACGGGAAAACCAAGCCCUUGAAAAUGAAUUAGUGUCGAUAUUGGAAAUGCAGACUAACCAUUUUGAUCAAUGCAUGAAAGCAGUGGAAUUGGUUUCAUCAGGGAACGGAUGUGAUAUGAAUCUUGAUGUCUUGAAGAAUGAUGCUCAGGAAUUACCAGAGGUAUUUAAGGAAUUAACUACAAUUUAUGACAUUAUACUCCGAAACGAGGAAAGAUCUAAAAAGUUCUUGUCUACACAUAUGUUAAACAUCGAAAACAUAUCAGACAUUGUCAAAGAGGAGUUGACGGUAUUUCGCAAAUUCAAAACAGAAGAAAUUCCAAAAUAUAUAUUUCUUAUAGCGGAAUGUGAAAAUAAACUCAAGGAAUGUUCAAUGCCAGUAAAAUCUAACCAAUCACCAAGUGAAGUGUAUGCCCACACCUUGCAAGAAUUGACUGAGCAUUAUGUUAAGUUUAUAAACAUUUACAAGACCAAGUAUCUCGCUGAAUUACAUCAUCAACAAUUUACGUAUCCAAGAAAGUUUUUGCGGAAACUAACAGAGUUUUUGAAUGAAGACAUUUAUAGAAUUCAAAUAGAGGAGAGUGAACGAAGACGUCAGUGGACAUCUAGGUAUGGUGACUUUAUUCCCUCCGAGUUUAAACUUCCCGGAGAACACGAAUUGCCGGUUAUUGUGCAGAUUAUUACAGAAGGAUUAGAAUAUAUCCAGAAAGAAGAUGGUCAGGAAGAAGAGCCUAACAUAGGAAAUGAGAAAGAGUUGAUGGACAUGAUCAGAGGAUCCAGAAAUUAA